Messenger RNA from Rhopalosiphum maidis (corn leaf aphid), 1821 nucleotides. Its product is annotated as thiamine transporter 2-like. Lineage: Eukaryota; Metazoa; Arthropoda; Insecta; Hemiptera; Aphididae. The record is from RefSeq and is a predicted model, not a curated record. Gene Ontology annotation, molecular function: vitamin transmembrane transporter activity. Gene Ontology annotation, cellular component: plasma membrane. The coding region runs from base 264 to 1589 and encodes 441 amino acids. Gene Ontology annotation, biological process: vitamin transport; transmembrane transport. The transcript is spliced from 12 exons.
UGUGUGUUGUUCGGCGAUGAAUUCAUAUAAAAUUUUCAUUUGAUUCGUUACAGUAAUUCGUUGUUACCGGCCAUUAGUUUUGAGCGGAUUUCUGUUUGUUUUUCGAUAUUUACCAAUUAGCACGAGUGCUCGAUGCAAAGGAAUAUCUUGUAAUAAAUGGUCUCUAUUUUAAUUUGAAUUUUCAAAAUCAAGUGCUUUUUAUGCUCCACUAAAUAUCAGAAAAAUUGUAUUUACAAAAUAACAUAUUUUAAGAAUCGGAUAAAAUGGAAGAGUGGUUGAAAAUCACACUGUGUGUAAGUUUGUUUGCAACUUUUCGGGACUUUCGACCAGUGGAUUCGUUUUAUACAUCAUAUUUAACCAGUCCAGCCGUAAAUUUUACUGCUGAACAAGUGACUGAAGAUAUUUAUCCAAUAAAUUCUUAUGCGACUACAAGUUUAGUAAUUAUUAUGUUUCUUACUACAGACUAUGUGCUUUACAAACCAAUUGUGAUGUUGGACGCGUUUAGUUCGAUUGUGAUGUUUUUAUUAGUUUUGGAACCUGUUACACUCUUUAAAUCAAAACUGAGUAUGGCAUGUUUGGGUUUAACGUCUGCAUCAGAACUGGCAUACAUGUCUUAUGCAUAUGCAAAGGUUCGUGACCGUAGGUUAUACCAAAAGAUGACAGGAAUCGUUAGAGGUUCAAAUCUUAUGGGUAAAUGUUUAUCGUCCACAUUUGCUCAAAUUGCUGUUUCAUUUUUACACAUUGAGUAUGGAUUACUUGUGUAUAUUUCAUUAGCGGGUUCAUGUGUAGCAUUUUUUGUUACAUUUUUUUUUCCGCCAGUAAAUUCAAGUAUUUAUUUCCACCCCGAAAGUCCAAUUGAUAGAAAAUCAAAAGUCAACUACAAUACAUUCCAUAAUAAAUAUCACAAAGAGCUUGGACCGUGUUUCGUUGAAAAAUCUCCAAAGCCCGUCCGAGUAGUAUUGGAUCAGUUGUACUCAGAAUUAAGCGACGCGUACACCAAUCCGUAUUUACUCAAAUACGGAGUGUGGUUUGCUUUUGCCACCGGAGUCUAUUUCCAGGUGUUGACGUAUAAUGACGUUCUUUAUUUGGAAUUGAAUGAACGCAAUCCAGUUGACAACAAGUUGUACAACGGCGGAGUCGACGCUUUGGCUUUUAUAAGUGGAGCAUUGUCUUCAUACUGCAUAGGAUUUCUGAAAGUUGAUUGGAAAUCCACAAGUAAUUUAUUCCUUUUCAUCGGUUCACUUUUGAGCUGCAUAACGCUGUGUGUCUGUUACGUGACUAAUUCUUUAGAUUUGGUGUACAUAAUGUACAUAAUAUUCUGUUUCGUAUUUCAAUCAAUGAAUGUUGUGGCCAGGUCCGAAACAGCUAAACAUUUAAAGCAUGACAGUUUUGCUUUUAUUUUUGGUGUCGUAUUUUUUAUUUCAUUAUUGGUGUCGAGUGUCAUAACAUAUUUAUUUGUUCAAGGUACUAUUAUUUCAAUUCCAGUAGACGUACAGUUUCUAUUGUAUGGAUUGAUUAACGGCGGACUUGCUCUUUGGUUCUUUUUUCAAAUGUGCAUAGAAAAAUUUACCGCAUCAUUUGAUACUUAAACAGUUGAAUGGAUGUAAUAUUUAAUUAUUUAUACCACAGAUUAUACUUAGAUCUUAGUGACAACAAUCACAUACGACUAUAACAUAAUAUAUUCUGACCUACAUCCUCAUCUCCCAGCCUCUACAUCCUAGUCCUAAACCGACACCGAAUCGCCGUCGCCGAACUCACCACCAGUCCCUUCAUCGUCUAAACAAAAGAACAGUUCAUAAGAAUAACCGAUUAUUGUUAAAG